CCCCUCUAAGGAGCAAAUUCACUACUGACUCCAAAAUUUAUAGUAGCCAAGUAAGCUAUAUCCAGUUUCACUUUACUUUUGCAUACACAACCGUAUUAUCAUUAAACACUGAAGAAACCAAAUGAAGCUUGCUGGCAUGAUUUCUUGUUCCACCUAUUACAAUCGCCUUCUAUCCGUUAAGGAUAGUGUGAAAAGGGAAGAAGAGAACCCCAUUCCAAGAAGAAAGGCAAAAGAACUCAAGUUUUCUUUGAAGAGCUUGGCUCCUCCUCUUGUGGCUGCGUUUCUGGUCUUAUCUCCAAUUUCUGGCACUCCAGUUUCAAGUGGCCAAACCAUAGACAUCCAGAGAGGAGCCACAUUGUUUCGUAAAGCUUGUAUCGGAUGUCACGAUGCUGGUGGAAACAUAAUACAACCAGGAUCAACUCUAUACACAAAGGAUUUACAGAGAAAUGGAGUUGAUACAGAAGAAGCGAUUUACCGUAUCUCAUACUAUGGCAAAGAAAGAAUGCCGGGCUUUGGUAAAGAGUGCAUGCCUCGGGGCCAGUGCACAUUUGGAGCUCGUUUGGAAGAUGAAGAUAUUAAGUUAUUGGCCGAGUUUGUCAAGUUACAGGCCAAUAAAGGGUGGCCAAGUAUAGAAUUGCAAGAAAAAUGAUAGUUAUACAUAAUGAAUUGGUACUUGAUGAUUGAUUUUGUUCACUGCAUUUAUUCAAUUUCUUGGCAGUUGUAGUUAAAGUUGAAAUCUUCUUUUCUUGAA
This is a messenger RNA of Lotus japonicus, 751 nucleotides long. RefSeq names its product cytochrome c6, chloroplastic. Lineage: Eukaryota; Viridiplantae; Streptophyta; Magnoliopsida; Fabales; Fabaceae. The coding region runs from base 122 to 649 and encodes 175 amino acids. The transcript has 6 exons. Gene Ontology annotation, molecular function: electron transfer activity; heme binding; iron ion binding. The record is from RefSeq and is a predicted model, not a curated record.